CGCCGCCCGUGGCGCUCCUUCCCCCUCAGCCCACCAGGGGCGGCCACCUUAGGAGAAGCGAAAAGUCCCCUCAGGAGUCUUGCCUCUCCCUUGAGUGGGGCGUGUGGGGAGAGAGAGGCAGCACAUUUUGGGGGCAGAGAUGUCAGGGGUCGUGGUAAAUGGAACGCAAGUAUCUUAUAUCGGUCAAGAUUGCAAAGAAAUCCCAGCAUUCCUAGGAAAAAACUAUGGACGCAUUGCAAAAAGACUGGAUCUUAGCUUCAACUUGUUAAGGUCACUGGAAGGACUGGAGACAUUUAGCGGCUUGGAAGAGCUGAUCUUGGACAACAAUCUCCUCCGGAAUGACCUCCGGUUACCCAGGUUACCACACCUCCAUACCCUGAUGCUGAACAAGAACCAAAUAACAGAACUGGAAAGCCUGCUGGAUCAUCUGGUUGAAGUAGUGCCUUCCUUGGAGUACCUGAGUUUGCUUGGAAAUACAGCAUGUCCAAAUGAACUGGUCUGCAAAGACAAGGAUGAGGGAGACUAUCAGAGGUACAGGUAUUUUGUUCUGCACAAAUUAACCAACUUGAGGUUUCUGGAUUCUCGGAAAGUUGGCAGAAGUGAACGUGAGGAAGCCAUUUUGAGGGGUGCUUUUAUGAAAGUGGUGAAGCCUGUGGAUACAAAGGCAACGACUGAUGGUGCCUCCAUUUCUCCUCAAAUGAACUAUACACCUCUGCCAAGUGGAUCAAGGGACCUCACCAACCACAGAGGUGUCCUAGGGAAAUGCCGCUAUAUCUACUACGGGAAGCAAUCUGAAGGCAACCGGUUCAUCCGUGACGACCAGCUCUGAGGCGAACUCUGCACCGGCAAAACCAUCCACGUUAGCCACACACAUCACACACACACACACACAAAAGCACAAACUUCAUCCACAUCUUUAAAAGGGGUUAAAAAUAAAAAGCUUGUGUAAACCAAAGUCCUCCAGUACCUUCUGCUGACUUUGCCAGACCUGUCAAAAUCAUCCUUCUGCUUUAGCUUGAGUAGUCACAUAGAGAUUGACAUGAUUGCCUCUAAGCAGGUCCCAUCCACCAGUGUGACAGACAGCUGCAGCGAAGCACCAGGCCUGACAGGAAGAACACCAUGAUGGAUUGCCUGGACCAAUUGCUGCUUGCAGAAGAGCAAAGGUCACACCUGGGGCCUCACUGAGCAUGCUCAGCUGCUUUUAACAAAACCAACCCUGUUUUAUCUUCAGCUUGCCUGUUGAGUAAGAAAGCUCUGUGUGUGACUGUGUCUGUGUGUGUGAGAGAG
Molecule: messenger RNA, 1287 nt
Organism: Lacerta agilis (Sand lizard)
Lineage: Eukaryota; Metazoa; Chordata; Lepidosauria; Squamata; Lacertidae
Gene: LRMDA
Product: leucine rich melanocyte differentiation associated
Exons: 7
Coding region: 140-829 (229 amino acids)
Biological process (GO): melanocyte differentiation
Molecular function (GO): protein binding
Source: RefSeq, a predicted model, not a curated record